Orbilia oligospora ATCC 24927 is the source of this 1350-nucleotide messenger RNA. RefSeq lists its product as uncharacterized. The transcript has a single exon. The coding region runs from base 1 to 1350 and encodes 449 amino acids. NCBI's taxonomy places the organism in Eukaryota, Fungi, Ascomycota, Orbiliomycetes, Orbiliales, Orbiliaceae. The record is from RefSeq and is a predicted model, not a curated record.
AUGCUCGAAGAGCCUAGUAUCAUGGCUAAGAAGCCAAUACCAGCAGCGCCACUAUUAAAACCUAUAUUUCCAAAGUUUGCAACAGUAGCCGGUUCCUGCUGUUUUAUCAGCGUAAAAAUCAUCAACUCUCAGCACGUCAGAGAUAGGUGCAACUGUCGAUCAUUCAUUCAACAAGCCCGGCUAGAAGACUCCUGGUCUUCGCUGGAUAGAUACUUUUGCUCCUGCGGGCAUCAUGCGCAGUACCACCCGCCGAGAUCUCAGUGUGCGAAUAUUAUUCACGGCGGGGGGCACCACGACACUCCUAUGGUAGAGUGCGAUAUGGAAGCGCAGGAGCAGGAGGCGGCAGCUGCCAAGGAAGAAAUAGAGCAAAUACCUUUGCAGAUUCCUAGGUCGUUAACACCGGUACCGCCCCAAGAAGCAGAGAAUAACAGACAUAUAUGGCACCUUUAUCAGAAGACGGCGAAGUUGGAGCAGGAGAUCUCACAGAAGCCGAACCCUGAAGAUGUUAGGUCGGUAGGAGACAUCGUUGGAAGUCUGGAAGAACGGAUCCUUGAGUUGGAAGAUCGACUAGAGGAUACAGAACUUCGACUCGAGGAGUCGGAGCGGAAAGCAACAGUCCUCCAAGGAGAAAUGGAUGACCUUGUCAACGAGAACGAGGACUUACGGCGUGACUCCGCCUCUUCCUCCGUGGAAAGGUCAUCCAUACCAGACAUCGACAGAGUAUUACGGGAGGAUUCUGAAAGACGCCUUCACGAAGCUCUCACAGCUCUAAAGCCAAUAUCCAAAGAGAAUCCGUGGUGGGUACAUGUCAAUCUUGUUUUGGAUCCCGACCAGAAAAGCCCUCCUCCUAUAGACUGUCAUGAACAUACACGCUGUGAAACGGUUGGAUGUUAUCAAUAUAUCAAAGUCGAAGGGUCUGGAUGCAAAAGCUUCCAGCAAGCUAUCUCUUCAUCUUUCCCAUCAUCCCUCCUUAUCAAACAGUGGAUGCCUUUGCUUGCCUCGCAGACCGACGAUGGCCAAAUCUUGCUUGACCGACCCACGGAUGUCGAAGGAUUUCCGUCCUUAUGGUCUGUCGAUUUUCUACGCAGCAACUGUACCGUCGUAGUUGAUGGCCAGGAGAAACUCUACAUUGCUCCCCAAGCUGGCCCUCUCGCUCUCGAGGAGUUAGAGAGCCCGAGAGAAAGCCCUGGCCUCACCGAAGCCUCCACGAUUUCCAGUACAUCCAACCUCCGCCGCUCCGGUAGAAAAAGAAGUAUCACCAAUAACACCAAAACUGAAGCCCCGGUCAUCAUGAAGCGUCCUCGUGUCAAAUCCAAGUCGAAAAAGGCGCAACCCAUUUCUUUCUCGUAA